Messenger RNA from Dermacentor silvarum, 552 nucleotides. RefSeq lists its product as uncharacterized. The record is from RefSeq and is a predicted model, not a curated record. The transcript is spliced from 3 exons. NCBI's taxonomy places the organism in Eukaryota, Metazoa, Arthropoda, Arachnida, Ixodida, Ixodidae. Bases 1 to 552 code for a protein of 183 amino acids.
AUGGGUGUCAUCCGGCGCCUUCUGCUUCUCAAAAAGAAGCUGCUGCUUCUCAAAUUGCGCGAGCUCGAGGAGAAGAAGAGAAAGAGAAAGCUAUGGGUGCCAGGACUUGCGCUCUGGCAGGAAGUGGCAGAAGGCUUUGCGAAGCGUUGGAAUUUUCCAAACUGCCUUGGAGCAGUAGAUGGCAAACACAUACAGAUAAAGGCACCUCCAAACUCUGGUAGCAAUUACUACAACUACAAGGGAACAUUCUCCAUUGUGUUGAUGGCAGUGGCUGACGACAGCUACAAGUUCGUUAUGGUAGUUGUCGGGGCUCCAGGCCGGCACAGUGAUGGGGGUGUGUUUAAGGCAACGUCAUUCGGCAAGGGCCUUAUGAAAAAUUGCCUAAACUUGCCAGCCCCAGCACGCCUCCCGAAGAGCAACAAGGUGGCACCUCACGUAUUUGUGGGCGAUGAAGCAUUUCAACUGAGGCAGGAUUUUAUGCGGCCCUACCCUGGAAAAGGACUGCAGCCAAGCCAAAAAGUAUUUAACUAUAGGCUAAACAGAGCAAGGUAA